AUGUCUGCGAAACUGGCUUGGGUCGAUAGCCCCACGAAUCCAUGGAGAAACAUUAUUAUUCCCCUAGCCUGGGGAUCAAAAAUGGUACUGGAUGCUGUAUUGGCCCUUUCUUCUGAGGAUUUAGCCGCAAAAUUACAGCAUGAUCACCCGCAUCAUCGGCAUUUCCAGGAUGCCUCACUGCGUUUGCGAAAUCAAGCUUUGAUCUCCUUGUCAAAUCAAAUUGCUCUCAUGAGCCAGGAGACGUCACUGACCAGACUUGAGCCAAGUCAAGCGCAGCAGGCUCUAGCUUCGGCACUUAUCCUAUAUAACGUCGAGUUGCUUGGUGCUGAAUCUGUCAAAUGGAGGAUGCAUCUUCAGGCUGCUAGGGCAAUUUUUCAAUGGAAGAAACAAAGGUUUCCGCGAGAAGCUCUCACAGACCAGACAGAUUCUUUCCUUCUAUAUGAACAGUAUUACGCGAGUGUUUUUGCAGGCCUCACGACUUUCGAUACGCCGGGUGAACCACUCGAUGAUAUUCAAUAUACCGACACAACAGCCUUUUUUGGGGACUUUGUGCAUAUCAUCAACCGGGCAACUCAAAUUGAGCGAAUCGAUUAUGACCAGAAGUAUGAGAUACAUCCGUCCUUGAUCACCAGCAUGGUACAGGAAGUAGAUGAAGCCAAGCAUUGCAUGGUAGCAUCGAGUCAAAUGCUUCAUUUUCCAGAUCAAGAUGCCCGAGUUAGUUUUCACCGCCUCGUCUGCAUUUUCCAUGAUGCAACCUUGAUAUACAUUCACCAGGCAUUAUCAAAGCACUGUCCACCAGAAGUUGAUGUUCAAUACCUAAGAGACUCGAUCCUAGAUAACUCGGCAUCGCUCUCUGGUAAGAUAUCAUUUGCCCAGGAUCUGAUUUGGCCUCUGUUUAUUGCAGGGACUGAAUGUCAAGGAUUUCCAGAUAAACAGGAGAUUGUAGCUCGCGACAUUGAAGUCGUGAUGAGAAUAAGUGGCACUCUAGAUCGACGCAAGGUUUUGGAUUUCCUACGGCAUUUUUGGUCACUGGGGCCAGAAAGCAGUGUUAGCUGGAUUCAACUGAUGAGAACACAAGCUCCGAACUACCAUAUGUUGAUUUUAUGA
This is a messenger RNA of Penicillium angulare, 1107 nucleotides long. RefSeq lists its product as uncharacterized. Lineage: Eukaryota; Fungi; Ascomycota; Eurotiomycetes; Eurotiales; Aspergillaceae. Gene Ontology annotation, cellular component: nucleus. The record is from RefSeq and is a predicted model, not a curated record. The transcript has a single exon. Gene Ontology annotation, biological process: positive regulation of transcription by RNA polymerase II. Bases 1 to 1107 code for a protein of 368 amino acids. Gene Ontology annotation, molecular function: DNA-binding transcription factor activity; transcription cis-regulatory region binding.